Molecule: messenger RNA, 2790 nt
Organism: Toxorhynchites rutilus septentrionalis
Lineage: Eukaryota; Metazoa; Arthropoda; Insecta; Diptera; Culicidae
Gene: Arpc2
Product: probable actin-related protein 2/3 complex subunit 2
Exons: 7
Coding region: 579-1493 (304 amino acids)
Biological process (GO): Arp2/3 complex-mediated actin nucleation; actin filament polymerization
Cellular component (GO): actin cytoskeleton; Arp2/3 protein complex
Molecular function (GO): structural constituent of cytoskeleton; actin filament binding
Source: RefSeq, a predicted model, not a curated record
AUUUUCGUUCCGUCAAAACGCUUACGACGAACAGUCAUCAUCGCCGCGGCUGGGGCUGCCCGAAUGGACUCUAUCACUGCUAGUAUUUGCUGAGAAAGGAGAAAAAAGAACAAUCACUUCGCUAGGAGUAAAAAGUGUGUCAAUCGCUGCCCGAUUUUAGCCAAUUUAGUGGACAAACUCGCGAUCCUAUAGUGUGAAUUACAAUUUGCAUGGCAAAGAGGCUUUCUCCAGCUUAGUGAAAAGGUUGAGGACAGCAUUUUCGGACUGUGUACCCUUGGAAGGGAACUUUAGCUGGUGUUUUUUCUGCACGACAAGCCGCCCCCGGAAAUUAAGAAGAGCUCCAGCAAUUAGGGAGAUAGUGUGCUAGAGAGAGAGGACAAACUAGUGUCUUGGUGGAGCAGAGGGUUGUGUGGUCUGUUGUUUUAUGUGUUUGGCCGAUUUUUUCAACUAGACCUGGAGUGACUGUGUCUCAGGGAAUAACAUCCGAAAGCAUAUUAUUAGUUGGAUUACCUCAUCGGCACCAUCGGUUCCGUGUUUAACACCGCUAGCAGAAUCUGGAUGUGCAGCGCUAAGCCAAGAUGAUUUUGCUCGAGAUCAACAACCGGAUUGUGGAGGAAACGUUAACCGUCAAGUACAAGAAUGCUAUUGCUGGCAACAAAGCUGAAUCAAUCGACGUUACUGUGGCCGAUUUCGAUGGCGUGCUGUUCCACAUUUCCAACAUCAACGGAGACAAAACUAAAGUGAGGAUUAGUAUAUCUUUGAAAUUCUACAAACAGCUGCAAGAACACGGCGCAGACGAACUACUGAAGCGGGAAUACGGAGAUCUGCUCAUCACUCCGGAGGAUGGCUACAACGUUUCGGUACUGGUCGAUCUGGAGCAUAUUCCCGAAAACUGGGAGGAGACAGUGCGGAAGAUAGGGCUCCUAAAACGAAACUGUUUCGCUUCGGUGUUCGAGAAAUAUUUUGACUUCCAAUCACAAGGCGAAGGUGAAGGAGAGGGACAGAAGCGGGCGGUGAUCAAUUACAGGAACGAUGAGACGAUGUACGUCGAAGCGAAAUCUGACCGAGUGACGGUAGUGUUCAGUACGAUAUUCCGAGACGAGGACGAUGUGGUGUUAGGCAAAGUGUUUAUGCAAGAGUUACGUGAAGGUAGAAGAGCAUCACACACGGCACCACAAGUACUGUUCUCCCACAGGGAACCUCCGAUGGAACUGGCGAACACUGGUGCUAGGGUCGGGGAAAACAUAGGAUACGUUACGUUUGUACUCUUUCCGAGGCACACCUCUAAAGAAACGCGUGAUAAUACAAUUAAUUUAAUUCACAUGUUCCGUGAUUAUUUGCAUUAUCAUAUUAAGUGUUCUAAAGCGUACAUCCACUCGCGAAUGAGGGCAAAGACGUCGGAAUUCCUGAAAGUGCUCAACCGUGCUCGCCCUGAGCCGAAAAACACCGAAAAGAAGACCAUAACUGGGCGAACUUUCAUUAGGAAGGAAUGAUUUUGGAAUUCAUCUGACAUCUAGUUGUUAAAUGUGUAAGUAAAUAUUUACUAAUAAUAAAGCAAAAACCAGGCAAAAAUUUAGUGACCCCUCAUGCAGACAAAAAAGCAAAAAAGCGAACGAACAGUAGUAGUAUUCCACUGUGCAAAAAUGAACAAUGAGUCAAAAAAAAUGGAACAAUGUUUAGGCAUGAAACGCGUAUAUUAAAACACUAACAUUCGAGUAACCAAUUCAAGACGAAAGUAUGAAAAAAUCGUUAUAAAUAUUCACGCUACUUUAGGAACUUCAUCACUAAAAAUUUCUUUAAUCGCCGCUGCCAACGAGAAAUAAAGUUUACAGUUAUUAUAAAAUAAUUAUAAUAAAACCAUUUUUAAACAAAUUCAAAUAUUUUAUUUAAGUAAAGGAAUAAAUUGCAAUUACCUUCGAAUGAAUGAAUAAAGAACAGCCACUAGUGGACUACUAGCUAAUAGGAACCAACUGAGCGAAUGAUGAACGGAUAAAGGCUAACUGAACAGAGUGAGAGGUCGCUGUUCAGAACGUUGAAUGAAAGAAUUGCUGACGAAUGAGCGAACGUCGGCAAGCGAGAUAUAGAACUGAUGCAAAGGAAGCGCACGGGCAACAGAGCUCCUCCUUUUCCUUAGUGUUAUCGUGCAUUAACUAAUAAUCUAAGAAAUGUGUCGCACAAUUCAGAGAUUAUAUCGACCCCAAAGGGAGCAGCAAGAAUGUGUAAACGCUGAACAAAGAGCAUCCCCCAAUCUAGUGUAGAACUAUUUAGUAGGAUUGUAAUGAUAAGAGAAGGACAAACUACCACAACUAAACCAAUUUUGUUUAUGAGUAGUCAGUUACAAUGUUUAACAAAAAAAAACGUGUAAAGUGUAAUACAACUUUUGUCCGACCUUAACGUAGUAGUAAUGUUUCGAUAGACUAAACGAAAUUUAUGAGAUCGUGGGGUUGUAUAACGUUUAGAGACCAUAGUUAGCCAGAACGCAAAUACGUGCGCCGCCACAUUUGCUUCGGAAAACGUAUAUUUUCCACCCAAACUUGGAAGCAACAAUCCUAAACACGUAACACAUUUAUCGUCAUUUAUCUGGUGAAUAUUCGUGAGCCUGCGUUUUUCGAACGCCACUAAACGCAUAAACAAGAAAAAAAAUGCAAUUAAAACAAAUCAGUUCAUCUUGUUGAAAUACGAUCGAUCAAGUAUGUACUGCUGUGGAAAAAUCCGAACCUAAUGAUCAAGAUGAAUUAAACUAUUGAAAUAUAUAUUAAAUUGAAAACGUGUAAGAUAUAUUGACACUAA